CAGGUUAGACAGAGGAAAAUUUAUACAGACACAACAAUACUAACUUAGACGAAAAAGAACAAACUGAAAUGGCUUCUCCACAAGAAGCCAUUUUGUCCAUGGCUGACUGGGAAAGAAUCCAGUCUUCAUUAAACCAGCCCGAGGCCAAAGUGUACACCUGGCAGCAAGUGGUAGAUAUCAAUGCUCUGCAUCAGUUUUCGAGAGCGGAGAAUAAACUCAUGAAAGCCCGAUGCGAAAAUAUGCAGGCAAGGAAAAAACUUGAGGAGCAGGCAAAGGAGGAAUAUUUGAAUAAGCUUGCUGCGGAGGAGGCUAGAUUUAAAAAACAGGAGUGGCAGCAAGCAGUUGAUGAGGCCAAUAUGAAGAGAUUUCUCCAGAAUGGCUGCACCAGUAAAUUCAACCGUGCUCUCUUUACAACACACGUGCAGAAGGAAAAUGAAGCAAUGUUGGAGUUUAAACGGGAAAAAAAGAGAAUUACUGAAGAACAAAAUAGACUGUUUGAAGACGAGAUGAGUUAUGUACAGAACAAAACUCUGAGAGAAGAGCAGGAGAAAGUUUGUCUGAGACAGCUUUGUAAGCAGACCACGGCAGACCAUAACACUGAGCAAAUUAAGAAGAACAAACAGCUGAGAGAGGAAGAGAGACAGCAGGAGAAGGAAGAGAGAGAAAGACUCCGGGACCUUCAUGAAUUGCAUGCACAGGAGCUAAGACAUAAGGCAGAAAAAAAAGCGGAAUCAAAAAAAAACUAUUUGAAAUGUCAACUGGAGGAUAUCGCCAGUAGAGAUCUCCACAGACAUAGGGAGGCACAGAAACUGAACGAGGAGGAGAAAGAAAGAAAAUGUGUUCAGUUGGACAGAGAAAGAAAGCUGCGGCAAAUAAAAAAAUAUCAAGCAGAAAAGUUCAAGAAGUUCCAGAUACCAAAAGAAAUUGUGGCAGAAAAAUUGGCAGUCAGAAUGAAGAAAGAGGCUGCCUCCAAAACUCUGAGGCAGGAGGUCAAAUUGUCUAAGGAAGUGGCUGAACAAGAUGCUAAAGAGACAAAGCAGCAGAAGGACAAGGAGGAGAAGAGGGCUGCGAUGCUCGAGGCUAUUUCGGCUCACAGAAAGACAAAAAUGCAGGAGAAAGAGCAGAUGGAGAAGGCAGAGCAACAGAGCAACCUGGGCUGGGUUCUGAAACAAUCUGACAAGUUGUUUCUUGAAGAACAACAACUAAAGGCUAACCGGAUCCGUGAAAAUAACAUCAAGUGUCGAGUCUCCAAUGUCACCCUGAUGGCUGAAAAUCAUGCCCGUCUUGAAAAGCUGAAAAAGGAGGAACAUGAUGCUGCAGAGAAGAAUGCCAAGCAGAUUGCAGCAAGGGAGAAACAACUCCAGCAGUAUGUUCAGCGUGAACUUGACAAGGCUGCAGAAGGUCAACUAAAUGUUUCACAUCUUUUAGCUACAAGUACAGGUGGGCAUGGUUUCAUGUUUGAUGGGGAGGAGCACGACUACUAUUGUGCAAGCACUGAUGAAAAACUGCCCAGAUUUUCCAAUGACCAGACCCGUUUCAUAAAACAGUAUCUGGAACGCAAUAGCCUGCAGCUCAGCAUGGUUGAUAUGGAGCCCACCAGUCUGCCACCACUUUCGAGGGCAGCCAAGCUAAAGUCUAAAGAUGCUUUAGCUGCAAAGGAAGUAGUUGCAGGACGGCGUUGCCCCCCUGCAGGGAUGGAGGGGUCCCACUACUGUUCUAGAGGCACAGGGGAAUCUUUGCUCAGAUUUGGCACUGCUCAAACCCGGUCCAUUAAACAGUAUUUGGAACGCAAUAAGCUGCAACUGAUCUUCGAGGAAACCAGUGAGGUUGAUUUGAAGCCGACCUGCCUUCCAUCCAUUUCCAAUAAAGACAAAUUAAUAUCUAAAGACACUUUCGCUUCAAGGGAAGCAACUGCAGGACGGCGUUGCCCCCCUGCUGGGGUGGAGGGAUCCCACUACCGUGCUAAAGGCACAGGGGAAUCUUUGCACAGAUUUGGCACUGCUCAAACACGGUCCAUGAAACAGUAUUUGGAACGUAACAAGCUGCAACUAAUCUUCGAGGAAACCAGUGAGGUCGAUUUGAAGCCGACAUGCCUCCCAUCCAUUUCCAAUAAAGACAAAUUAAUAUCUAAAGACACUUUCGCUUCAAGGGAAGCAACUGCAGGACGGCGUUGCCCCCCUGCUGGGGUGGAGGGAUCCCACUACCGUGCUAAAUGCACAGGGGAAUCUUUGCUCAGAUUUGGCACUGCUCAAACACGGUCCAUGAAACAGUAUUUGGAACGUAACAAGCUGCAACUAAUCUUUGAGGAAACCAGUGAGGUCGAUUUGAAGCCGACAUGCCUCCCAUCCAUUUCCAAUAAAGACAAAUUAAUAUCUAAAGACACUUUCGCUUCAAGGGAAGCAACUGCAGGACGGCGUUGCCCCCCUGCUGGGAUGGAGGGAUCCCACUACCGUGCUAAAGGCACAGGGGAAUCUUUGCACAGAUUUGGCACUGCUCAAACACGGUCCAUGAAACAGUAUUUGGAACGUAACAAGCUGCAGUUGACUUACAAAGACAACGCUAAGGUCGAUCUGCAUCUGACCCACCUCCUACCCAUUUCCACAAAGGAAGCACCUGCAGGACAGAGCUGCCCUCCUGCUGAUGUGGAGGAUUCAUGCUACAGUUCUAAGGGUAUGGGCAAACCAUUGCUUAGAUUGCCCACUGCGCAAAACAGGUACAUUAAAUAGCACCCGGAUCACAACAAGCUGUAUUUUAGGAAGACUUAAUCUACAACAACCCUGUUCCCCAGCUCUCUUGCCUGCAACCCCUUUUCUUACUUGUUUUCCCCUAAUCCCCUUUCCCAACAUUGUCUCCCUACAUCCCUUUUCCCCAAAGUGUUUCCCUACAUUCCCUUUCUCCAAAUCGUCCCCCUACAUUCCCUUUGUAUUUACCUUGUUUCUUCUCUCCCUUCAUUUCAAUCGCUUCUUAUUCUUGUCCUCAUUCCCCUUUUCAGGAAUUCCAUGGCAGCAUUAAUGGUAAUGCUGAUGCCUCACAGACAGGUUGUGGUUCAGGCCAGACCUUGCUGUGAGGAGUUUGCAUGUUCUCCUCAGGUGCAUCUGUUUCCUCCCGCAGUCCAGAAAUAUUACACAUAAAUACAAAAAUAAAAAUGUCUGUAUGGA
Messenger RNA from Micropterus salmoides (largemouth bass), 3158 nucleotides. RefSeq names its product myosin-10-like. The transcript has a single exon. The coding region runs from base 69 to 2726 and encodes 885 amino acids. The record is from RefSeq and is a predicted model, not a curated record. Lineage: Eukaryota; Metazoa; Chordata; Actinopteri; Centrarchiformes; Centrarchidae.